Messenger RNA from Rhopalosiphum padi (bird cherry-oat aphid), 1327 nucleotides. Its product is annotated as piggyBac transposable element-derived protein 3-like. Lineage: Eukaryota; Metazoa; Arthropoda; Insecta; Hemiptera; Aphididae. The record is from RefSeq and is a predicted model, not a curated record.
AUGUCAGACAAACGUUUGAGAGAUUGUGAUAUACUUCAGCUUUUAGAUGAACAGUUUGAUUUUCCCUCUGACGAAUUUGAUAAUUUGCUACACGAAUACGAAUUAUUUGGUAUUGAUGAUGCUGUUAACACAGAAGAAAUUAAAUGGUCCGAAUCGCCAUUUGUUAGACCUAAAAUCCAUUUAAAAGAAUUAAAAAAACGUCUAGUCCCUAAUACUUUGCCACCGCCUAUACAUUAUUUUUUAAAAUAUUUUACUGAAAAUGAUAUUGAAGAAAUGGCUGGCUAUACAAACAUAUAUGCACAGCAAACAGGUGUGAAAAAUUUUAUCGAAACAAAUUCUUCGGAAAUAAAAACAUUUAUAGGCAUUCAUUUACUAAUUGGGGUUUAUGGCCUCCCUCGCGUUCGUAUGUACUGGCAACAGAAAUCGAGAAUUAAUAUUAUCGCUAAUAACAUGCAAAGAAAUAGAUUUUUUCAACUGCGGAGAACAUUCCAUGUUGUCAAUAAUGAUACGAUUCCUUGUAACAAUAAAGAUAAAUUUUUUAAAGUGCGUCCUUUGUAUAACUGUUUAAAAAAAUGUAAUUUGCUGGAAAUUGAGCGUAAUUUGAGCGUAGACGAGCAAAUGGUCCCAUUCAAAGGGCAAAGCUACGUCAAAUAUUAUAUGCGUGGAAAACCACAUUCUUGGGGCUUCAAAAUUUAUUUAUUAUGUGGGUCAAGUGGUCUUGUGUAUGAUUUGUUAAUGUAUCAAGGAGGAAAUACAGAAAUUAACGAGCAAGAAAAACAAAUUUACGGGUUUGGUGGGGCAGAUGUUCUAAAACUUAUAAAUGACAUAGUAAAACCAAGCCAACAUUAUUUAUACUUUGAUAAUUUCUUUACCAGUUUUAAUUUAAUUCAUGCAUUAGAUGAAAUGAAAAUUUAUGCCACAGGUACGGCCAGAACUAACCGUUUUGAUCCGCCUCUACUUAGUGAUAAAACUAUGUCCAAUUUAGGUCGUGGUGCUUCUUUUGAAAUUUCUUCUGCUGUGCCUAAUACUAAUAUAGGUAUGCUAAAGUGGUACGAUUCAAGAUCAGUUGUAUUGGUGACUAACUGUGUUAUAUCAGGGACGCCUGAUACGGUAAGACAAUGGAAUAAAAACAAAAAAAUUUACGAAAAAAUUGAUCGCCCAGAAAUUAUUCAAAACUAUAACACUUCAAUGGGAGGUGUUGAUAAAUUAGUUUAUAUUGAUUAGUUUAUUUCGAACUCACAUAAAAUCUAAUAAAUGGACCUUACGUCUCAUAACACAUGCGUUUGAUAUGGCCACAACCAACUCGUGGCUGGAAUAUCGUAUCGAU